AUGGAUUCAAUUCAUUUUGAAAAGCAAGAAGCAUCAUUAUGUGCUCAACAUGCUGUGAAUAUGUUGCUUCAAGGUUCCUAUUUCACAGCUGUUGAUUUGGCCGAAAUCGCUUCAGAAAUUGACAGUCGUGAAGGAAGGGUACUGAAUGAACAAGAUGCUAAAAGUCAUAAUGUCGAUGAUUCGGGUUUCUUCUCGCUGCAAGUUAUUGCUGAAGCACUUAAAGUUUUCAACCUGGAACUUAUUCCUCUUAACAACCCUCGUGCUGCUACAUAUCGCGAUGAUCCAACGUUAGGAAGAGCUUACAUUUGCAAUUUAAAUGAGCACUGGUUUGCUGUUCGUCGUUUGGGCUUCCAAUGGUUUACGUUGAAUUCGUUGCUUCCAACACCAAGACUUAUUUCUGACACUUAUCUCAGCCUUUUCUUCGCUCAGCUUAUCAAUGACGGUUAUUCGAUAUUCGUUGUGGAAGGAGUCUUACCACUGUGCACUGCUGAUGAACAACUUUCUCAGUUUCCUGUUGAUCCAGCAUUAGCAGGUAUGAGUGAUUUAAAUCCUGUUGCGAAGACUGAAACAAUAUCAAAUGAUCAGGCCAAAGAUGAUGAAGAUUUACGGCUUGCAAUGGAAAUGAGUCGGCAAAUGGUGAAAGAUGACUCAGCAUUGAAGACAGCAGUGAGCAACAGUUUGGCAGAUGCACAGAAUAAGAAUAAUUUGAAUGAAAGCGAUGAAGAAUUGCAGGAAAGACUGCUUCAAAAAGCAAUUCAGAUGAGCUUAGAGAGUUUUGGGAUGGAAUCAUCUCAAGCAACAUCAAGUACAGCUGAAAAUAAUAAACUUUCAGCAUCCAUUAAGAACAGCAAACAAAAUAGUUCCCAAAUUCCUCAGAGUGAAGAGAUUCGCAGAAAAAGAGAAAAUUUUCUAAAGAAGUUUGAAAAAUGA
Molecule: messenger RNA, 930 nt
Organism: Brugia malayi
Lineage: Eukaryota; Metazoa; Nematoda; Chromadorea; Rhabditida; Onchocercidae
Gene: Bma-atx-3
Product: Josephin family protein
Exons: 7
Coding region: 1-930 (309 amino acids)
Biological process (GO): protein deubiquitination
Cellular component (GO): nucleus
Molecular function (GO): cysteine-type deubiquitinase activity
Source: RefSeq, a predicted model, not a curated record